AUGAAAGCAAGCCUUCAUCUUGUUCAAUCUUCACGGGCUAUUGUUGCUCAACACCAAUUUUUGGAUCAGGAAUUAUUAAAUGUUAGCUCAUCCUCGGGAACAAGAAAUAUGUUGGAUGUCCUAAAUGGAGUCAAGCAUGGAGGAAAGGAGAUUUUUUUGAUGGUGAAUGAAUCAUUCGUCGUGCAAGGAUUGGUAUCGGAACGAGUUUAUAAAUUAUUAUCAAAUGAUAGCCGUUUAUCAAAUUCAGAAAUUAAUUUUGCAGUACAAGAGGAAUUUAUUAGAAAUUUUAUGAAGGAUAAAUUGAGUUUCCGGUUUCCAGUGUCUAUAGAAAUUAGAAUGGUUGAAAAGUCAUCAAUACCUAUUCUCGAACAAGUGAUUGUACAACCACUUACAUCGGAAAAUGUGAACGCUUCAUUUAUUCGAGAGUGGAUUGAGGAGAAUGAAUUUGAUUUUCCAUCACUUGUUAAAAAACAGGUAUCAACUUUGUCCACAAGAUUCCAUAUUUUCUCUAUCACUGAUGACAUUAACAUUGAUUUUCAAAUUGUAGACACAAAAUUGCAACGUCAAGGUAUUAUUGACAGCGAACGUACAAAAUUUAUCAUCCUCACUGAGCCUGGUGUGGCACUUCACCGAAAACUUCACACAUUAUCAGGGCUACAAGACAUAAUGCUAGACAAUAUUGAUGACUCUUUCGAUGAUAUUCUUACCUCAGAUUUUAUUUGUAACAAAACUGAAAAGUCUGUAGAAAUUGAACAAGUUCAUCAUGUCACAACAAACAUUUUAUUAAGUAUUUUGAAAAAUCAUUCACCAAAUUACGAUGUCAAUUCUAAAGAAGAUCCUCACUCCAUGCUUCUAGUUAGUGCUAAUUAUUUUGCAAAAUUGAAUUGUAUGGACAAAAUAUGGGGAAGGGUUAACUCCUCACAUUCGGUUCUCAUAACACUUGUUCAUGGAGAAGAUUUACCCUAUGAAGGGGCAAUCAUGACCAACGCGUUAUAUUUUAAUCUUGGAAGACCCAACAAGAUACAACUUACUUCAAAUAUUGAUGCACCAAAGACUGCUUCAAAGGUUAUUCUAACACCAGUUCAAAGUCCAAAUCAUUUUGGAACCACACUCAUUUCUGGUACAGAAGAGGAACAACGAAUUGAACAACGGCUUUUUGAAAAACAACUUGAUAUUUAUUUUUCAUCAAAAUCAAGAGUGUUACGAAAGCAUGAGAUCAUUAUGGUAAAUAAUCCUACCAUCUCAUUUAUCAAAUCUGACGACUCGAUGCAAGUUCAAGUGCUUGCACAAUUAGAAACAGUCAAGAGAAUUGAUCCCUUGCAUGCAGACUAUACCUGCUAUAGAGUGGAUAGCGUAGAAGUUGACACUGAGGAAUGCAAUGAUUCAGUGUUUGUAUCUCCUUCCGAAACAACUCUAAUAACAAAUGCCCAACCAUUGAGAGGUUAUAUUCCUGCAGAAAUACCAUUAACAGAUUACUAUGAAUUGAAUGUUACAAAACAACUUUCGCGAUUCAUUGAACCAAUCAUUUCUAUUUACAAGCAAUUCCCUCAAGGCAAUUCAGCACAAAAGAGUCUAGUACAACAGCAUUUUCUAUUGUAUGGAGAGGAGGGAUCCGGUAAAACCAUUGCCGUUCAUUCUGUUUGUGCCAAGUAUGGAUUUCAUUUACUUGAAAUUAAUGCAUUCGAAAUUAUUAACGAAUCUGACUCGAUAACAGCUCAAAAUCUCUCGCAAUGUUUCACUCUUGCAAGACAAUGCACUCCAUGUAUUCUCUAUGUGAAACACUUUGAAGCGUUUGAUCAGCUAAGUAAUAGCAGUAGUGGAGGUGGAGCUAGUGUGAAGCAACAUUCAAAAAUUAGAAUUGUCAAGUGCCUGAAACAAUGCCUCAAGCCCAAGAAUAAUUCUUUUCCAUUGAUUUUCAUUCCUAGUGUUUCCUCAUUGGACUUAUUGAGUCCUGUUUUUAAGAAUUUAUUCCUUACUAAAAUUGAGGCAAGGAAAAACUUGAACGAAGAAGCAAGAGAACAAUUCAUCCAAAAAGCAGCAAACAUGUCACAAGGCAGUAUUUGCAACAUUGAUAUUUCUGCAUCUCAGAUUGUCAAGCUCACCAGCGGAUGCUCCAUUUAUGAUCUCAACAAAAUUAUUCAAAUUUCCAAAUCACAAGCAAUUACUGAAUCCAUGAACACUCAAAACGAGCUCCGAAAAGACAAUGGAAACUCUUCAUCUCAUCCUCACGUAUAUUUAUCCACUCUUUCACACAAGCACAUUGUUCAAGGAGGACUUAAAUGGCAUAAAAAGUAUGCUGCCUCCGUAAGUGGCAGUAAUGUCAGCAGUACGACCAAUGUGUCCAUUCCCACCGUGAAUUGGCAAGAUAUUGGUGGUUUAGAACAUGCUAAACAAGAAAUUUUGGACAUCAUUCAAUCACCAAUUCAAUCUCAUAAUUUGAAAUCAAGAAGUGGUGUGUUGUUAUAUGGACCUCCUGGCUGUGGUAAAACUUUACUUGCAAAGGCUGUAGCGACGGAAUGUCAACUGAAUUUUAUGAGCGUGAAAGGCCCCGAGUUGAUUAAUAUGUAUGUCGGAGAAAGUGAACGAAACGUGAGACUCGUUUUUGAAAAAGCUCGACAAUGUAAGCCAUGCGUGAUUUUCUUUGAUGAAUUAGAUGCCUUGGCUCCCAACAGAGGAGCGAGUGGUGACUCUGGAGGUGUGAUGGAUCGAGUUGUUUCUCAGUUACUUGCUGAGUUGGAUGAUAUUGGUAGCGCCGAUGGAGACGAAGAAAGUGACACAUCCAAUAAGGGAGUGUUUGUCAUUGGUGCAACAAACAGACCUGACCUGAUUGAUCCUGCAUUAUUAAGGCCUGGUAGAUUCGAACGUUUGGUUUAUCUUGGCGUUUCAAAAUCUCGUGAGGAACAGCUCAAAGUAUUGAAAGCUCUCACCAGAAAAUUUAGUCUGAAAGAUAAUGUUGACUUUGAAAAGUUGUUGGAGCAAAGUGGAUUCAAUCUAACAGGAGCUGAUUUUUAUGCAAUUUGUACAGACGCCUUUAUGAACGCUGUCAGUAGAGCUACAUCUCAGGGCGAUAUUUCACAAAAGCAGUCACACCAGAUCGUUGUAUGUCAUGAAGAUUUCGAAAAAGCGUUCAAGAACAUUACACCAUCUGUUUCUGUAGCGGAUUUGGAGAGAUAUGAGUCAUUGCAAGGAACAUUUAAAAAAUAA
Molecule: messenger RNA, 3204 nt
Organism: Naegleria lovaniensis
Lineage: Eukaryota; Heterolobosea; Eutetramitea; Acrasida; Naegleriidae
Product: Peroxin 6 (Pex6), putative
Exons: 2
Coding region: 1-3204 (1067 amino acids)
Biological process (GO): protein import into peroxisome matrix
Cellular component (GO): peroxisomal membrane; cytosol
Molecular function (GO): ATP hydrolysis activity; ATP binding
Source: RefSeq, a predicted model, not a curated record